AUGAGGCCGUCUUCGUCUUUCGGAUGGAUCCAUCUCAUAGUAGUUCUUUACCUUUGUGAACCUGUUCUCUCUGUCGGUUUUGCUGAGGAACUAUACUGUGGCUUAGAAAAUUGCUACGAUGUGUUGGAGAUAAAUCGAGAUGAGUUUGACAAAGCCAAGUUGUCGAAAAUCUACCGCUCUCUAGCAAAAAAGUUCCAUCCAGAUAGAGUGAAAGAUCAGGAUGAUCAAACACGCUCCGAUUAUGAUUACUAUUUGGAUCAUCCGGAAGAGAGAUUCUACAACUACUAUCAGUAUUAUCGACGGCGGGUGGUUCCCAAAGUGGACGUACGACUAGUCAUUUUAGGAACAAUUUUAUCCAUUUCACUGUUCCAGUACUUUAGUGCGAAACAAAAAUACUCAGAAGCUAUUUCCUAUGCUGUUACUGUCGGAAAGUUUCGUAAUAUGGCCAUCAAUGCUGGAGUAGAAAGAGGGGUACUCGAAGUAGAUAGUAAAGGAAAAUUGAAAAAGAUUAAAGGACAAAACAAUGAAGAUGUUAUAAGAAGUAUCAUAGAAGAAAAUAUGGACGUCAGGGGUGGCUACAAAAAGGAGUCCGUGUACGACACUCUAGCAUGGCAUUGUAUAGCAUUUCCAUACGUGGUAUUUGUUUAUCUGUGUUGGUACGCAAAAUGGGUACUCAAGUACUGGAUAAAACGGGAAGAGUAUGAUGAAGAAGCAAAAUUACAUCUUAUAAGGAAAAAUCUUGGCAUGAGUCAAAACCAAUUCAAUUGCAUGACUGAUGAUGAGCACGAGGACAUGCUGGCACGUGAGCUUUGGAUACAAGAAAAUUUCAAAAAGUGGAAGGCUGAAAGGGACGCUGAAGAGCAAGAGAGGCUCGUUCAAAGUGGAAGAUACAAACGCUAUAAACGAUUUAUGAAAAACAACGCUGGAACUAUAUCGUUUCUUGAUGAGGACUGA
Messenger RNA from Ostertagia ostertagi, 954 nucleotides. NCBI's taxonomy places the organism in Eukaryota, Metazoa, Nematoda, Chromadorea, Rhabditida, Trichostrongylidae. The record is from the annotation of a GenBank genome assembly.